This is a messenger RNA of Ostreococcus lucimarinus CCE9901, 300 nucleotides long. RefSeq lists its product with no specific name. The transcript has a single exon. The record is from RefSeq and is a predicted model, not a curated record. Lineage: Eukaryota; Viridiplantae; Chlorophyta; Mamiellophyceae; Mamiellales; Bathycoccaceae. Bases 1 to 300 code for a protein of 99 amino acids.
AUGCGUGAGUCAGCACGAGAUAACCGUCGCGGUGGGUUCGCGCUGACGACGCGCGCGAGCAAGGACGACCGACCGACGAAGGCGUCGGAAGAGCUCGCGGAAAAGUUCACCACGGGUGGCGGCGGCGCCGAUGGAUUCUGCGAUUACGACGACAUCAAGGACGCGAUCAAGGAGUGCGAGGGACUGGAGGGCGCGAAGCUCGAGGCGUGCUACGCGCAGUACGGAUGUAACCUCGAAUCCGUGACCGAGCACUACGCGAAAGCGGCGGGGAUCGACAGCAAGAAUGAAAAGGCGAAGUAG